Molecule: messenger RNA, 1314 nt
Organism: Lithohypha guttulata
Lineage: Eukaryota; Fungi; Ascomycota; Eurotiomycetes; Chaetothyriales; Trichomeriaceae
Exons: 2
Coding region: 1-1314 (437 amino acids)
Biological process (GO): phospholipid metabolic process
Molecular function (GO): phosphatidate phosphatase activity
Source: RefSeq, a predicted model, not a curated record
AUGGCUGAAGGGUCAAACUCUGCGAAAGCACUCGCCAAAGGUGCGAUGCACAUAUCGAAGCGUAUAGUUCUGUCCUAUCUCAUCGACUGGAUCUUGAUCUUUGUUAUUGCUGGAAUUGGAGGUGCCUUCAACAGACUGCAACAUUCUAACCACCGACCUUUUUCUCUCCAAGACCCGAGCAUCUCAUAUCCUCUUCGUCCCGAUACAGUAACGGUCUCAGUUCUACUCGUCGUCGCACUCCUCGCGCCACUAAUCAUUACUGGCAUUGUAUCCCUCAUCUUCGUACCUGGUCCGACUGCUGCAAAGGGAACGCCAAAGUCUUUGAUCUGGAGGCGCAAAUUGUGGGAGUUGAACACAGCAUGGAUGGGUCUCGGACUAUCGCUCGCAACGACCUUCGUGGCUACUGAAGGGCUAAAAGACCUAGGAGGCAAGCCACGACCAUACGCAAUCGCCAGAUGCAACCCUGAUCUCAGUGCCGUCGCUCAAUAUAGAGUUGGUGGGUUAGGCACCAGUUUCGAUAAUACUGGUGCGACACCAAUCCUGGUCAGCUCCGGCAUAUGUCAAGAGCGCGAUCCACUCGUACUCAGAGAAAUCUUCGCCUCAUGGCCUUCUGGUCACUCCAGUUUCAGCUUUGCAGGUCUGCUGUACUUGACCUUAUUCCUCUGUGCCAAGUUUGCGACCGGCCUUCCAUACCAAACUGUUGACAGAAACACUUCCAACGAGAACACCUUUGAGUACGACCAAAACCUUCGUCGUCCAACGAGCUUAUCUGCAGCGUCAAAUUCGAGCAAUUCGUCCAUUACGCGCAAUGGCAACACGACUAUGCCACCACCACCCAGAAACAGCGGUGCCGCACCACCAGUAUACCUCUUGUUGCUGACUAUUUUCCUCCCUAUCGGUACAGCAAUCUUCAUCUGUGUAAGUCGAUGGCUUGACUUUCACCAUCACGGAAUUGAUAUUCUUUCUGGUGCAUUCAUCGGUGCAUUCAGUGCCACAUUAUCGUUCCGUUACUACCAUAUGUCCAUCCGACGUGGUUCGGGCUGGAGCUGGGGUGCGAGAAGUCGAGGACGAGCAUUCUGGGUCGGAGUAGGACGAGAUGGCUAUGUAGGAGAAGAGGGCUGGACCACUGGAAAGAACGAUAUGGCGCGACGAAAAGACAUCGAAACUGGGCAGCACGGUAUGGUUCACAAGCACGAGGAUGUACUUGGAGCUGGAGUUGCGGAUACAAGAACAGAUCAAAACAUGAAUGUUGACGAGAGAUAUGCCCCAGGACCUUCAGCCUCUGGCCAUGCAAGUCGGGGUGCCGUUGUCUAG